Molecule: messenger RNA, 729 nt
Organism: Moneuplotes crassus
Lineage: Eukaryota; Ciliophora; Spirotrichea; Euplotida; Euplotidae
Source: the annotation of a GenBank genome assembly
AAUAAAAACUUCUUGCAUAAUUAUGGGAGCUGCUCUCUGCUUUAAAAAGCGGAAAGAGAAGCUAGAAACCACGGUGGAAUCCCUGUUUGAGAUAUCUGCAGAAGAUAUUGAUGGGCAGGAACACCUUCUAGCGGAUCUCGCUAAAGACAAGAAGUGUAUAAUGGUAGUUAAUGUCGCCUCGAAAUGAGGAUUGACCAAGACUCACUAUACACAGAUGGUCAAGAUUCACAACAAAUAUAAAGACAAGGGAUUUGAAAUCUUUGCUUUCCCUUGCAACCAGUUCUUGAGCCAAGAACCUGGAUCAAAUGAGGACAUCAAGAAGUUUGCUAGAGAGAAAUAUGGAGCUGAAUUCCAAUUAUUUUCUAAGAUCGAUGUAAAUGGGCCUAACACCCAUGAAGUGUUCAGAUUUUGUAGGAGACACUCUCCUCUCUAUGAUGAUGAGACAGACACUAUCCAAAACAUCCCAUGGAACUUUGCUAAGUUCCUAAUUGAUGAGGAGGGAAAUGUUGUAAAUUAUUACUCUCCUAAAUCAAAUCCAGAUGUUUGUGUUCCAAUGAUAGAGGAAAUGCUUGGAUUGUAAUUCAGCCUGAAUCAAGUCUAAAAUGACUAGAGCUUGAUAAUGCAAAUGCCUAAAAUGAUACCCCAUUUAGCUAAACUACUCAAAAGCAAUGGGGUUGAAGAAAGGUAGUGGCAUUUAAAAGAUCGUCAUUUUAAUUAAAAAUUUACCGU